AUGCAAGAACAAUACAUAUUCAACGUAUUUGAAGUAAUAGUGAGCACUUUGGAAACUAAACUGCAACGAAUAGAGAAUCUGGAUAAGGCCGUAGAACACUUGAUGAGACGAGUGGAAGCCCUUGACUCGAGGGUAAACGAUAACAUUCAUAAAACUGACGCUAUCAUUUCAAAACUAGGUAAUCUCGAUCUGAAACUAUUCAGUCACAUCGGGCAAGAUCAAGAUGAAAACUACACAGAAAACUCUGCUUCUCGAACACAGGAUCCUAGUACAAAUUUACUGGAUAAGAAACUUGAAUCUCUCGAUCAAAAAGUAUCCGACAUAGACACCAAAUUAGUGGGUUUGAAGAAUCAAAUAGAUAAUAAUUUCUUGCCGCUAGACGAUAUUAACGCAGAAGCGAGCGAGAAGAAACCUAUCAAUCUUAACGUUAUAGAAAUCGCAAAAGGACUGAAUUCCGAGAUUGUAAAUGAAAUUACGAAAGAAGUGGACCAACUGAGAACAUCGAUGUCGACAGUUGACCGUAAAUUACAAUUUCACAUUAAUCUGGUUUCUGAAAAUUUAGGCAAAGUACUUUAUAUGAUGGCCGACGUUCAUGCCGCGAUCGUCGAGCCAGAAGCUGCGUCGAUUAAUGUGAACAGUCUGUUCAAAAAUCGCACCACAACUAGUACGCAAUCACCCGUGGCGAAAGCCAGCAAAAUAGAUACGCUCGUCAAUAAGAUUAUUCCUAUGAUGAGCGUUUCGGAAAAAAUGGAUGAGGUGUGGGACGUAGUUGUCGGAACAAAGAGCUCUGUUGACGAUUUAGUUCCAAAAUCGGAUGAGCUGCUCACACAAACGCAAAGGCAAGAACGCGCCAUUGGGCAAAUUCAUAAUGAUUUGCGUCUGAAGACGAAUUUAAUUAUAGAAAAUUUGGACAUGGUUGAGAAGAGAUUGAAAAAGCAGGAAGACGAUGUCGCUACUCUCGCUCAACGGCCAGUUCCCGCUGAGCUCCUGUUAGACCCUACGAUCGACCGACUAGUAGAGUACGCGCCAAACCGGUACCGAGUAGACGAGCCGUCAACGGACCCUAGCACGAGCACCGUCGCGGCCACCACGAUGCCUCCCUCUUCCACGCUCACUAACAGUCCGAGCGGGUCGAGCCCGAGCGCUACAGUAACAGUGACGCCGGUGAACGCCUCCUCGUCGACGCGCCCGGCUAGCCGCAAGGGCGGCAUCAUCUUCCCCAGCGUCAAGAACAAACCGAUCAUCGGCAACAAUACAUUCGCAUCGGAGAUCGUAGCCAACUAUAAAGACGUAAAACUCGAUGAUAACAACGAAGUUUGUUUGCAGGGUUACUCAUGUGUGGAUCUCUUGAACGCGGGCAUGAGAGAAUCAGGUGUAUACUACCUGCAGAUCAGAGGUACUACGUACUGGUUCCUCAAAGUCUUCUGUGAGCAAAACGUCGCUGAUGGAGGAUGGACGGUGAUCCACCGCCGUGAUGAUUACGGUAUACCAGCGGAGAAUUUCAACCGUGACUGGGGCGACUACAAGAACGGCUUCGGCGACCCCGGCAAAGAGUUCUGGCUCGGCAACGAGAACAUCUACAUGCUCACCAACAACGACGACUACAUGCUUCGAGUGGAACUCGAGGACUUCGAUGGAAACAAACGGUACGUUAUUAAUAUGUGGAGACACAGACCGAUCUAAUGUGCAAAGCACACAGUUGCAAACCAACUUUCCGGCAGAGGUGAUUUCGGUUUUUGCGAACAUUCUGGAUGGCGGCAAUUGAAAUCCUCUGUUGGAAUGCUUGUUUAACCAUUUAGAAAGGAGAUGGACAACGAGACAGAAAUAAGGGGCGACAACACCGAGAGAUGGAGUCAUCAAUUUUGUCACUAGAGAGAAAAUCUGAUAAAAGAAGUAUAACAUAACUAUUUUACAAACUUUUUAGAGCGUGAUUUGGCUGUAGUCAAAUUUUGGUUUUUGAAUUUAUUUUAUUAUUUCAAAAUUUAAAGAAAAUAUCAGGCAAAAGCUAUCACAUAUAUAUAUAUUUGAAAUGUGCAAAUUAAGCCCUUUUAUUUUAUACAUGGAUCGAUUAAUUUUUUUUUAGUUUCUUUCUUUAUGCUCUCGAUAGGGCGCUAUUGCAAAUUUAAUGUAACGUCACAUACGGUCAGUUGCACAAACGUUAAAAGGUUUAAUGAUGCCUUUAAGCUCUAAUGAAUGUCAUAUUUGUAUGGAUAAUAUCGCUUAAAACUAAUGACAGUUUUAAUGAACGUUUGUGCAACUGGCUUGUAGAUUAUAGCACGCGAACAACUAAGACGCUUCUAAUGAUACCCAGUUACGAUUCUUGCGUACAUAGCGGACAAAAUCAUAACCCACCUUUUCACCGCCAUAGUCGGGUAAAUGGAUCUACUGGUUGUUAAAAAAGGCCUCGUUAAAUGCGUCUUCAUUAGCGACUAUAUUUAUUUUAGUUUCAAAAAGGGAGUGAGGCUAGCGGUAUACGAUAAACACGCUGAUUAAUUAUAUAUUAUUAACGUAGGU
Molecule: messenger RNA, 2514 nt
Organism: Diatraea saccharalis (sugarcane borer)
Lineage: Eukaryota; Metazoa; Arthropoda; Insecta; Lepidoptera; Crambidae
Source: the annotation of a GenBank genome assembly